GUUAAAUACUUGAGUCAAGUAUCUAUGUUUUGUGGUCGAACUUUUUAAAUUGCGAUAAUUGCUAACAUUUAUAGCGAUUUCUUAGCCUGUUGUGACACUUUUAAACCCAUUGUGGAUAUAUUAUCAACUUUUAUAAAGUCAUCUACAGCUCAGAAAUAUCCAAGGUCAGCAAAUGAAGUUAGAUUCAAUGCUAAAGUAUUAAACUUUAAUCCGUGAUAUGUAUUUUAUUAUAAUAUGAAUUACUUAAAGCAGUGAGGGAAAGAUACCACAAGGAAGAUCAAAUUAAAAAUUUAUUACAAUAAAUGUUGUGAUGAGUUUUAAAUGAGGAUUAACAGCAUAUUUAAGGAAUGUAUAACAACAGAGGAGAUAUUGAUGUAGAUUUACCUGGAUCAAAGUUAAAUGAAAUAUCACUAAAUACCAUGUCACACUAUGAAAAUGGUCACAUAGGAAAAGAUGAAUAUUUUCCUAUGCGAAGGGGCUCACAUACAAAUGGCUAUUUACCAAAUGUUCAAGAUCAAGUCACUAAAUUUGCUGUGGUGUUGGAACUGACUGAAAAUGAAAAGAGAUUUGGGUUCUCUGUUGUUGGAGGUGAAGAUGAAGGAUUUCGGCCCAGAAUUGAUGAAAUUGUUGAAGGUCUACCAGCAGCAAGAAAGGGUGUUCGUAUUGGAGAUGAAAUUGAGAAAGUCAAUGAUAAAUCUAUUCGGUCUUUAACCCACGCUCAAAUUGUCACAACAAUCCUUGAGAGUGUGCAAACUGGUACCAUCAAACUAACUUUGAAUAGAAUAAAUUUACCAAUGUCAGACGAUACCAACAGUUUACCAGUACGAGGUCGUCUCGGUAAUCGUAACAACAAUUUCAAUGAAGAGAACACGAGCAUGUCGUUAAAGACUCGUGGAAAAAGUCUUCAAACAAAUGGCGACAAUGAAAGAUUGGUAAACGCUGGCAUGAGCAAUGGAGAUGUUAAGAUGUCUGCCACUAGUUCGUAUACGUCGGGAUCAACUCUGAGUCUUACAAAUAAUGGCAAUGCUAACUCUUCACCUUUACGAACCAUUGAUCCUGGAUUUGUUGGUGUUGAUAAUUAUGGAUACGAUUAUCGCCGUAGUCAGUUUGGAAUUGUUGUCCCUUCAUAUAAUGAAGCUGUUCACGGUCCAACUCGUUUAUCACAUUACAGUUCUGUUGAUUCUGAUGAUGUUGGUGUACCAGUGAUGGAUUCUAAUGAUUGUCUAGACGUUGUUUCAACGUUAAAGCGACAUGCAGUUAAUGUGGAUGACGAAGAACUAAUGCUUGAUCUUAGAGUCCUUGAAUCGUACCUUCAAACGAAACAUUUCAAUAAUGCGUUAUCUGUACAAUGUAAAAUAAUGGAAUUAGAAAACCAAGGACGUGGACCUCAUUUUGUUUCGGCUCAUCGCGAUGAUUCUUCCGUAAUACGAGAGCAGAUUACAAAUUUCAUCUCAAAUCAAAGAGUUUUAUCAAGUGAAGCUCAUGAACUUUCGGAUAUUUUGAACUCCGUUCAUCUCAAGCAACUCUUGAUAGCUCACGAUAGAGCUGCUAAAAUAGAUCGUCCAAACUUCGUGGAAACCGGAGUUAAUGCUGGCUUUGAUCGUACGGAUAGUUCUCGAAUAUCUCGCGGUCGUAUUUCCGCUGACCGGGUGUCAAUGGAAGACGACGAAGAAGUAAAAAUUGUUAAGAUUGAGAAAACGGAUGAUCCACUUGGGGCAACUGUACGCAACGAGGGAUCAGCGGUUAUUAUUGGAAGAGUUGUCGAGGGGGGAGCUGCACAGAAAAGUGGAGUUCUUCGUGAGGGUGAUGAAAUUAUCGAGAUAAAUGGUGUCAACAUGGUGGGAAAAACUGUUGAUGAAUUUUGUGAAUUACUCGCUGAUAUGAGUGGCACGUUAACGUUUCUUAUCAGACCAUCAAAUAAAACACAAAGCAUAUACUCGUCCGCCGAACUACACGUCCGAGCGUUGUUCGAUUACGAUCCGAACGAUGACGAGUUUGUCCCGUGCAAAGAACUGGGUCUUUCGUUCUCAAAACGUGAUGUAUUACAUGUUGUGAAUCAAGCUGAUACAAACUGGUGGCAAGCAUGGAGAGAGGGAACAUCUGGUCAGGAACUUGCUGGUCUUAUACCUGGAGAAAACUUACAAAAACAAAGAGUAAAAUUGACCAAAGAAAAGGGAAAAGAAAACAAGAAGAGAAAAAGGAAAAAAUGUGGUUGUUUUCGUAAAAAUCGUGGCAAAAAUCUCUUGUCUGACAGUGAAGACGAAGAUAAUCUUCUCAUUUACGAACAAGUUGGCUUGUUUCGUCAAAGCAGAAAUCAGAAGCGUCCGAUUGUUCUUAUUGGACCAAAGAAUAUUGGCCGUCGUGAACUACGUCAGCGUCUGUUGCAAGUUGCUCCGGAACGUUUUGGGUCAGCGGUACCUUACACUAGUCGACAUCAACAGAAGGAUGAAAUGAAUGGUAAAGAAUAUUAUUUCGUCACUCGUAAAAAUUUUAUGGAUUUGAUCGCGAGAGGCAAAUUUGUGGAACACGGCGAGCAAGAUAAACAUUUAUAUGGAACAUCUUUGGAUUCUAUUGAAGAAGUUGUAAAGAGUGGAAAAGUUUGCAUCGUCAAUCUCCAUUGUCAGGGUCUCAAAGUUCUGCGUGAAUCUGAACUUAAACCGUACUCUGUUUUCAUUUGUCCGCCAACCGUCGAGAAAAUAAAGAGAUUACGACGUGACAAUGUGGAUUCGUUUAACCCCAAUCUUAAAAAAUUAAGCAGUGAUGAGGAGCUUGUGGAUAUGGUAAUGAGUGCCCAAGAAAUGGAGGAUAACUUUGGUCAUUAUUUCGAUAAAAUUAUCGUGAACACAGACUUAGAGAGAACUUUCAACGAAUUAAUUCAGACAGUGAAUGAACUCGAGACAAAAUCCCAAUGGGUUCCAGUCCGCUGGGUGAGACCAAGAUAAUAUAAAGACGAGAAAAUGAUAUUUUUAGAGGCACAUUUAUGCACAUAUAUACAUAUUAUAUACAUAUAUACAUAUAUAUCAUAUCUGAUAUAGAGAAAUCCGUAUCUUUUUUCCACGCAGCUCUUAUACCUAAUUUGUGCGUCAGUUUGUGACUCGUUCAUGCAAUCGACGCGACAAUUUUUUUUACCUAUACUAUUGCCUUAACUAUGUUGCCAUUUUCCCGGUGUUUAUAACCCUUUUUUGUAGCUUAAUAGCAAUCUUUAAUUACGCAGUUAAUCAGAAGGCCAUUCUGUGCUUAUCGUCAAGUUGAAGUGUUCAAUACAACGAGUAAUUGUAAGAUUUAUAUUAUUUUUGUAAUUAAUUAGAAUGUAUCAAUUUAUUAUUCAAAAUUGUCAAUUACAAUAACAUUGAAACAUGAUUUCAUUUGAAAUGUAAAACUAUAUAAACUGUUAUAUAACUCUUUAAACUAUUUAAUAAUAAAAUCUUCGAGUAUGUAUAA
Messenger RNA from Xenia sp. Carnegie-2017, 3441 nucleotides. Its product is annotated as protein PALS1-like. Gene Ontology annotation, molecular function: protein binding. The record is from RefSeq and is a predicted model, not a curated record. Gene Ontology annotation, cellular component: cell-cell junction; plasma membrane. Bases 348 to 2942 code for a protein of 864 amino acids. The transcript is spliced from 20 exons. Lineage: Eukaryota; Metazoa; Cnidaria; Anthozoa; Malacalcyonacea; Xeniidae.